UUCAUAUAACAUUGUUCUCUCCUGAAAAUUUAAACGUCGUUCCCUUCCAAUAUUCCAUUUCCACCAACUCCUCAAUAAAAAAGAAAAAAAGAGACAUUAUUAAUUUGCCGAGAAAUUUCGCAGAUUCUGUAAGUGGGACAAAGUUGAUUGUUUCCAAAACUGAACGAAUCAAUCGAAUUAAAUAGCGCGGCACAGCGCAAAAGGGAAUUAGGUAAUCUGAUCGAGCCCUCUUGCGAGGGUUCGGUCUAUGGUGUUACAGCGAUGAUGCCGGAGAUCGAACCAGCGGCGGAGAACACCGCCCUGUUCGGAAAAUACGAGGUCGGGAGGCUACUUGGUUGCGGGGCCUUCGCGAAGGUGUACUAUGCACGGAACGUGCACACGGGGCAGAGCGUGGCGGUGAAGGUGAUAAACAAGAAGAAGAUCGCCGGAACGGCACUCGAAUCGAACGUGAAGCGCGAGAUCUCAAUCAUGAGCUGUCUCCACCACCCCAACAUCGUGAGGCUCCACGAGGUUCUCGCCACCAAAACCAAAAUCUACUUCGUCAUGGAGUUCGUUAAAGGUGGCGAGUUGUUCGCCAAAAUCUCCAAGGGUCGUUUCAGCGAGGAUCUCGCUCGGCGAUACUUUCACCAGCUUAUCUCCGCCGUAGGAUACUGCCACUCCCGCGGCGUUUACCACCGCGAUUUGAAGCCUGAGAAUCUCUUGCUGGACGAGCACGGUAACCUCAAGGUCUCGGAUUUCGGACUCAGCGCUGUUAAGGGUCAGGUCCGAGUCGAUGGGUUGCUUCACACGCUUUGCGGCACGCCGGCUUACGUGGCGCCGGAGAUUCUGGCCAAGAAGGGCUACGACGGCGCCAAGGUGGACGUUUGGUCGUGUGGCGUUAUCCUCUUUGUUCUUGUUGCUGGGUAUCUUCCAUUCAAUGACCCUAACUUGAUGGUAAUGUAUAAAAAGAUUUACAAAGGGGAAUUUCGGUGCCCACGGUGGAUGUCGCCGGAGCUGCGGCGGUUUUUGUCGCGGUUGCUGGACACGACGCCGGAGACGAGGAUCACUGUCGAUGAGAUUCUCAGGGACCCGUGGUUCCGGAAGGGGUUCAAGGAAGUGAAGUUUCACGAAGAGGAUUUUGGGUCGAAGCUUGAUGGUGAUGAGAAGAUGACGAAUUUGAACGCGUUUGAUAUUAUAUCUUUUUCUUCGGGUUUGAACCUUUCGAGGUUGUUUGACGCGUCGAGCAGCGUUGCGACGGAGGACAGCGAGCGGUUAUUGGCGCGCGAGUCACCGGAGAAGAUUGUUGAGAAGGUGGAGGAGUUUGCGAAGGCGGAGAGUCUCGCCGUGAGGAGGAAGAAGGAGUGUGGGGUUGAGCUGCAGGGGCCUGAUGGUAAUUUCGGAAUUUCUGUGGAGGUUUACCGGUUAACGCCGGAGCUGGUGGUGGUGGAGGCGAAGAGGAGGGUCGGGGAUGCGGUUGUUUUCAAGGAUGUGUGGAAGAACAAGCUGAAGCCUCACCUUUGUGCUGCCGGCAGUGGCACGGCGUCGCAUCAGCACGAAACCGAGUCUUAGCCGGUUUCCGGUAACUGAUGUUUCAGCCCCCCCUCUUUUUAUUUUAUUCAAAAAAUUUGAAAUAAAAUAUUAAAAUAGUUUUGCAAGUUUGAAAUGGUGUUACAGCCAAAAUGUAAUUUUGGUAGGCCAUGGUGUAGUUUAGCACUCAUGGAUUUGGAUCUCAAGUCAAGUGUGAAUUGUGAUGAUGGUUGUGAGUUUAGUGAUUCCAAUACCUGGUUGAUGCUUC
Molecule: messenger RNA, 1774 nt
Organism: Gastrolobium bilobum
Lineage: Eukaryota; Viridiplantae; Streptophyta; Magnoliopsida; Fabales; Fabaceae
Product: CBL-interacting serine/threonine-protein kinase 11-like
Exons: 1
Coding region: 262-1548 (428 amino acids)
Biological process (GO): signal transduction; protein phosphorylation
Molecular function (GO): ATP binding; protein kinase activity
Source: RefSeq, a predicted model, not a curated record